Messenger RNA from Thlaspi arvense, 339 nucleotides. Lineage: Eukaryota; Viridiplantae; Streptophyta; Magnoliopsida; Brassicales; Brassicaceae. The record is from the annotation of a GenBank genome assembly.
CCAAAAGGGAAAACGUUUUUCUUCUCCUCCAACAAAAAAUUAACAACGUUGAAAGAAAAAAGAAAAAGAAAAAAAAAACCCCUAAAUCAGUAAAUUGUAUCGCAAAAAUCGCAAUUCGAAGGGAUCUCUCCAAUGGCGUCGUCAAGCGAUCCCUCGAAAACUGUGAUGGAGAGGAAGAAGAAAGGAGCUCCGAUCAAAUUCUUGGUUCCUCUCAUAUACGCGCCUGCUCUUCCUCUGAUUCGUCUGUCUUUGAGGCAUAAGCCAGUUCUCAGGGACCGUCUCUUCGGUCUUGUCCUCGCCGGUGCUUUCGCUCAUGGAUUCUAUCUCGUGCUUCUCUAA